Messenger RNA from Kogia breviceps (pygmy sperm whale), 1106 nucleotides. The record is from RefSeq and is a predicted model, not a curated record. NCBI's taxonomy places the organism in Eukaryota, Metazoa, Chordata, Mammalia, Artiodactyla, Physeteridae.
GGAGCCCCUGGUUGAUAGAGCCCACCACGGCAUCCCCUAGACCCCACUAUGUUCCUCUUUUCCCAUAAGACCAAGACCCCCAUCAGCACUUACAGUGACUCCUACAGGGCUCCUGCCUCCAUCAAGGAGGUCUAUAAGGACCCACCUCUGUGGGCCUGGAAAGCCAACAGGUUUGUGACUCCGGGCCUGACUCAGACUGUGCAGUGCCACGUGGAUCCUGAAGCCCUGCAGAAGAUGGUCAAGUGUGCUGUGCAGGACUACAGCUAUAAGAGUUCCAUACCAGGCCACCCCUACUUGCCUGAGAAAUACUGGCUCUCUCAAGAGGAAGCAGACAAAUGCAACCCAAACCACUUGUGCGGUAACCAGUAUAAUACAUGGAGGAUGGGACCUUACAACUGUAUGUGCUGGAACAAAUGUGCCACAUACCUUCCUUGGCUGCCUAAGGAGGCCGGGAUGGAGACAGUAGUUCGAGGAAUGCCCUUGGUGUACCCUCCUAAGCCGGAGCGACUCAACGCCUACGAGCGCGAGGUAGUGGUGAACAUGCUGAACCCGCUGUCACGGAACCAGCCGCUGCCGAAGAUCACGCCCCGCUGCAGGUGUGUGGACCCGCUGCUGGGCGGGCUGCCUUUCCAGGGUUAUGAAAGCGCUUUCUCGGGCCGCCACUACUGUCUGCGCGGCAUGGACUACUGCGUCACCGGGCCACCCUGCACCGAACGUCGCCUACGGCUUUUGCGCACAGAGCGGCCGACUGCAAGGAGUGUAUCGCCCUGCGAGCACCGGCCAGGAAUGCAAUGUGUUGUUAUAACUCCCCCGCCGUCAUACUACCCUUGUCCGAACCUUAGAUGGGACACAAGUCACUUCAAGAAGACCGGUGGCCCCCAGAGAAACAACUAUGUCGUCCACCCUGAGUUUGUGUCCGAGACCUAUCCUGACUACCACUGCCGGUAGAGCCCGGGCUGGGUGGGCCAAGGGGGCUGAACAAUAAAUAAAUUCUUCAUCCUAAAGGCUGCCUCUCAUGUCCUUACCCAGCAGGAUCUGGCAAUGAGGAGCCAGUCACUCAGGCCUCUGCCAAGCCCCCUCAACUGAGAUACACUUUCUCAAAGUUA